ACAAAACUUAAGGGAUGUGUAUCUAGACAUUAUUGGAAAGUAUGAAGUCUCAAAUCACCAAUCUGGAAAUGGUGAUAGAAAAUCCAGGUGUGAUUUAUUUAUGGUGAGCACUUUAUGUCAAACUAAAUUCAUUAAACCUUACUCUAUCUUACCUCACAAAAUAAAUCAAGAUCCAUCAAAAACAGUUUAUUUCAUUUUGAUGAAACCAAUUACCAUCCCUCAAAACAUGUACAAUAGUAACGAAACUGAUGUAUCAUUAACAAAACAGAACUUCAUGCUAUACCCUUUGAAUAUAUGCAAGAACAUAUUUUGACAGAAUUCACUGUUUUGACACAACCCCUGGGUCAGUGUAACAAUGUCGUUACCUGAAAUAUGGGGUCAGUGCCAUUAGCAUUAUUGGUCAGUGCUCCAUUACAUAACAGGAUAAAACCUUUAUUGAACCCAGUAUAAACCUGAAUGCAAACAUGAGUCUUUGACUAAAAAGAUACACAGUACAGAAGUGUUUAUUUUUCAUUGCCUUGAAGCAUUAUUUUUGUUACAUUAUCAGGAUCGUGUUAAAACCUAAACAUCUAUCUUGCACAGAAAUGUUUAUUUUGCAUUGCCUGGAUGUCUGAUUUGUG
Molecule: messenger RNA, 620 nt
Organism: Owenia fusiformis
Lineage: Eukaryota; Metazoa; Annelida; Polychaeta; Sabellida; Oweniidae
Source: the annotation of a GenBank genome assembly